Messenger RNA from Platichthys flesus (European flounder), 1356 nucleotides. RefSeq names its product RAB5C, member RAS oncogene family (gene rab5c). NCBI's taxonomy places the organism in Eukaryota, Metazoa, Chordata, Actinopteri, Pleuronectiformes, Pleuronectidae. Bases 348 to 1010 code for a protein of 220 amino acids. The transcript is spliced from 6 exons. Gene Ontology annotation, molecular function: GTP binding; GTPase activity. The record is from RefSeq and is a predicted model, not a curated record.
AAAAUUGCUAACCGGAAGGGAAGGCCAGAGCCCAAGAAGAAGAAGAGGAGGAGGGAGAACAGUAAGAAGAAGAAGAAAAAGAACACGAAAUAGAGAACGAGAAAAAGAAGGACAGUCGCCGCCGCCGCCGAUGAGACCAGCAACAGAAGAGAAAGUACUCUGCCACUGGUGAGGUGUCUUCUUCCUCUGGCUCGUCUACCUGCCUAACCUGAACUCACCCCACCCUCCGUCGAGCUCGGCCUCACCCAGCCCCUGCACCGAGCCCAAGCCUCAAGUCAGCCACACUCCCUCCCUCUCCUCCCGGCUUCCUCUACUUCUUUCUCCUAAAGUUUUUUUAACGCUGCACUAUGGGAGGGAGAGGCGGACCAGCACGGACCAACGGUACCGCGGCAAGCAACAAGAUCUGCCAGUUUAAGCUUGUGCUUUUGGGGGAGUCUGCGGUGGGAAAGUCCAGCUUGGUGCUUCGCUUCGUCAAAGGCCAGUUCCACGAGUACCAGGAGAGCACCAUCGGAGCUGCCUUCCUCACACAGACGGUAUGUUUGGAUGACACAACAGUCAAGUUUGAGAUCUGGGACACUGCAGGACAGGAACGGUAUCACAGCUUGGCACCUAUGUACUACAGGGGAGCCCAGGCCGCCAUCGUGGUCUACGACAUCACCAACACAGAUACAUUCACACGUGCAAAGAACUGGGUGAAGGAGCUCCAGCGACAAGCCAGCCCGAAUAUUGUUAUUGCACUGGCAGGGAACAAAGCAGACCUGUCCAACAAGAGGGCUGUCGAUUUCCAGGAAGCACAAUCAUAUGCAGAUGACAACAGUUUGCUCUUCAUGGAGACGUCAGCCAAGACUGCUAUGAAUGUCAAUGAGAUUUUUAUGGCUAUAGCCAAGAAGCUUCCUAAGAACGAGCCUCAGGGCGGAGCGGGCGCCGCUGGACGAACCAGAGGUGGUGUGGACUUGCAGGAAGCUGCACCACAGGGCAGAAGUGGCCAGUGCUGUGGCGGCGGGAACUAAACAAAACCACCGAGUCAGCUGAUCGAACCAAUCUAACAGCUCCGAUCAACCAGACCAGAUAUUAGCCAUCUGUCAAACAAUGUCCCAAAACCACAACUGACCAAAAUCACAACUGUGUAUUGAAAACAUAUUGCUGUAUUUGUAUCAGACUUUUCAAGUUUAUAAUCAAUCUGUAGUUAUUGUCAAAACAAUAUCUUCCCAAUCUCUACAUGAUGUUUGUCAACCUUAAUUAUUUUGUGUUUUUUUUUUUUUUAAUUGUCUUAAUUUUUUUUUCUGAAGAUCUAUGGUAUUAAAUGCACUGGUUCUGUCUCAUCAUCUUUUCCUGAAUUGAGAUGUUGUCCCCAUC